CCAAUUAGUCCAGUAUGUGUGUGUGGAUGCCUUUGUGGUGUGUGGUGGUCGACUGACUUCACUUGACAGACCAAGAGCAGACUCCAGUCACCAGGCGAAACGAGAGAGUGAGAGCAGAGUGGGUGAUAUUGUGUGAUGUGGUGUGGUGUGAUGUGUCGGCUCACUUUGGCCGGGUCGGCCUUUUACUACCUCCAAAAACCAGAAAGAAAAGACACGCACGAACGGCCUCUCUGUCUAUGAUAUACUGGCUUACUGACUAACACGACACACUAAGGACAGUCUCUCUCGACAUCGAUGUGUACGGCCAUACCACGAUUACACUGACGAUAUGAUGCAGCCGUUUGUCUGCCUGUCCGCUUUUAUCGGCAUCGGGAUGUGCAGCAGGCGCGCGCAGGGACUGCACACACAGAUAGAUCGGAAACGGCACAACAAUCACUCACAUCCUGUUGGUUGUGUGUUGGCAGUGCUUUGGCUGAUCGACCUGGGGGGCGCUGGACCGGCUGGGCGGGAACUGGCUGUGUACACAAAGACAUCAUCCAUGGAGACAUACACUCAUAAGAGCAAGGCAAUGGCGAUAUGAGGACAUGUGUCAGUGUGCCUCCCCCUUACCACAGCUGUGGCGACGAGCGGGGCGCCGGUGUAGCCGCACUGCUCGGGAGUCAACUUGUGCUCGUUCAUCUAGCCCACACAUACACACACACAGAUACAUGUCCAUCAUCCCUCUCGCCCGUGUCUCUCUCUUCUCUGUAUGUCAUGUGCAUCGCAGCGUACGAUGUUGAUCUGUUCCUGGUUGGGUGUCCAUCCCGCCGGCGGCCCCUCGAGCUUCGUCUCGAUGACGUCGCCCACCGGCUCGGGUUUGCCGGUCCACGUGUGGCCGUCGCGCAUGUGUG
Molecule: messenger RNA, 890 nt
Organism: Vitrella brassicaformis
Lineage: Eukaryota; Vitrellaceae
Source: the annotation of a GenBank genome assembly